UGUUAUUUGUCACUGUGGCGCAGUAAGUCCCGCUAUUGGCUGAAACCUUCAUCUCGUCCAUCCCGGGUUUGGAAGCAGCAGCCACCGCCUCAACCAUGAGCUCCGUCAUUAUCAGUUCGGCUCCGUUGGUCACCGUCCAGGUCAGCAGCAGCCUGAACUCGUUCACGGCAGAGAAGAGGCUGGACAGAGGCAUGACUCUGGCGGAAUUAAAGGGCAAGCUAGAGCUGGUGGUCGGGUCUCCGGCCUCUUGUAUGGACUUAAAGUUAUUCAGUAUAGACAAUAACUUUAUCCAGAACCUGGACCAGGAUGAUGCACUACUGGGCUCUUACCCUGUGGACAAUGGCUGCAGAAUCCACGUGAUAGAUAAGAGUGGAGCUCAGGUUGGGCAAUUUGAAGAUCUGUCCAGAGUGGAGAAAUUUGAACUUUCAGAUGAUGCCUAUGAGAAACGAUCAGAGUCUGUACGGUCCUUCCUAAAGCGGAAUAAGAUGGGAAAGUUCAAUGAGGAGGAGGCAUCUGAGAAGGCGGCAGAGCAGCAGCGCAAGCUGGAGGAGGAGAAGCUGGCAGCUGAAACAAUUACAACAGGAUCUCGAUGUGAGGUGCGGGCCGCCGGACAGCCUACUAAGCGGGGCACAGUCAUGUAUGUUGGUCUAACUGAUUUUAAACCAGGGUACUGGGUUGGCAUUAAGUAUGACGAACCUUUGGGGAAGCACAAUGGAAGCGUUGAAGGAAAGAGUUACUUCGAAUGUGGUCCAAAGUAUGGCGCUUUUGUCAAACCACAGCAUGUGGUUGUUGGGGAUUUCUCAGAAGAGGAUUAUGGUCUGGAUGAUGAAAUGUGACAACUUUGUGCGAUUUCCUACCUCGGUGCCUCCUUGAAAUUUGAUCUCCAACCUUCGUCACUGCGCAUUCCAUUCAGUGUAUUAAUAUUGUGAGAAAAGUAAUAUUUCUAUUUGAUAUUUGUAUGCAUUCAUCGAUGAUCUCUUGCUUGGAUAACUUGAUGCUGCAGAUCUGGAGACCCUGGCGUUACCCAUUUCUUGUGAUGAUGAAGAGCCGAUUUCGGAGAUCAAAUCGGACUUUGCUUAAAUAGCUUCAUAUGGACUAGCUUAAAUAUCCAUACGGACUGUGAAUAGUAUUUAAAGGGAGACAAGCAUGUGUGACCAUAGCAUAUUAAACUUUAACUAGUUUCUUA
Molecule: messenger RNA, 1186 nt
Organism: Nanorana parkeri
Lineage: Eukaryota; Metazoa; Chordata; Amphibia; Anura; Dicroglossidae
Gene: TBCB
Product: tubulin folding cofactor B
Exons: 6
Coding region: 96-836 (246 amino acids)
Biological process (GO): post-chaperonin tubulin folding pathway; cytoplasmic microtubule organization; tubulin complex assembly
Cellular component (GO): microtubule plus-end; nucleus; cytoplasm
Molecular function (GO): alpha-tubulin binding; microtubule plus-end binding
Source: RefSeq, a predicted model, not a curated record